Messenger RNA from Metarhizium acridum CQMa 102, 735 nucleotides. Lineage: Eukaryota; Fungi; Ascomycota; Sordariomycetes; Hypocreales; Clavicipitaceae. The record is from RefSeq and is a predicted model, not a curated record.
AUGCGCUUCAUCCAAGCCGCCGCUCUCGCUUUCGGUCUGCUCGACCUAGCUAUCGCUCAAAACUGGCCAAACCAAUGCUUCUGCCCCGGCGUCUACUGCAACAAUGACAGUCCCCAGUGCACCCCGGACGGUGCUAACGCCACCCUAACUCUUUGCUGUGCCUCGGGUCAGAUUGCUUUCAAUGGAAAAUGUGUGAGUCGGGGAUCCCAGCUCUGCUCGGACGGAGAGACUAUUUGCUCUGGCCCCGAGUCCCAAUGUGCCGUCGACACCAACGGCAAAAGCAUUUGCUGCGCCCGCGGUCAGGUCGCAGUCCAUGGGAAAUGUGUCGCGCCAGGCUCCAAUCCCUGUUCAGACGGAAAGACUGUGUGCUCUGGCACCAAGUCGCAGUGUGCUGUCGACGCCAGCGGCAAAAGCAAAUGUGUCGAACCCGGCUCCAAUGCCUGCUCAGACGGAAAGACUGUGUGCUCUGGCGCCAAGUCCCAGUGUACCGUUAACGUUACCGUCUUUGGUGACGGGAGCGGUGGCGCUCUUAGCAAUCCUAUUUGCUGUGCCCCAGGCGAGAAGGCCAUCAACGGCCGAUGUUUCCCUGGUAAGGCCAAGGUUAUGCCCUGCUACCGUGGCGUCUGUGAUUGGGGUCAGGGCGAAUACUCUGCCUGGAACGAGGGCAACGCCGACUCCAGGUGCUGCAAGUUGAAUGAGUACUACAAGGGCAACUCGUGUGUCAGGAAGCCAUAG